Colletotrichum godetiae is the source of this 2439-nucleotide messenger RNA. RefSeq names its product heterokaryon incompatibility protein-domain-containing protein. The record is from RefSeq and is a predicted model, not a curated record. The transcript has 2 exons. Lineage: Eukaryota; Fungi; Ascomycota; Sordariomycetes; Glomerellales; Glomerellaceae. Bases 1 to 2439 code for a protein of 812 amino acids.
AUGGCUCUAUGUUCUUACUGUCAAACCAUCGACUUCCGCAUUGUUGGAUAUUACCGCCCCGAGCUAGACUAUCGGGAAGACUCGGAUGCGACGGACGCUGGAUACCCAAUUGACGAAGAUGACGAAGUGAGAUCUGACGGAACGAUCACACACGCUGUAGGCGACAAAGAGAUCGAUGGAGACGAUCACGAAGACGACGCGGACAGAUUACAUCCUGAUGAAGAGCUGUCGACAGCCUCUGAAAAUAGCUCAGAACAAGGGCGCCCGGGCGACGAAUACCCUUCAUUACGAGAAGUCCUUGAUCGCAAGGAUGUUUGCUUGUUCUGCAAUCAAAUCUCGGCUCUCUUCAACACCUGGUCCCAAAGAUUCUGGCCGAGCCUAACACAACAUGAUCUAGAAAGCGGCCAAGCGUCAUUCUCUGGACACCUUUUCGGUGUUAUGGAUGCGACUGCACAUACAAGACACGAUGAUACCUUCUGCUUAGGAAACGUGCAAGUCACCCUCAACCGUUGCAUGGACGGUGCCAAUAUGCAUUAUCAGCGAACCAGAGAGCAUCCACCUACCGUCACAGAUAUAUGCGACCUGCUGGAAGUCUCCAACGGUAGUUAUGCACAAGGAGACCCAUCCGUAUGGCUGGACCUGGAACCAUAUUACGGCCGUAUUCGGCCGCCCGAAAUCGACUUCCGUUUAUUAAGGGAAUGGAACCGAAUUUGCGCCAACGUCCACGGAAAUUUGUGCGGUCUCACAUCGAUUCACACAAAGCGACGGCCCCGUAUGAUCCGCUGCAUAGACGUCGACGCCAUGUGUAUCGUUGACCUGCAGAAUCCAGAGGCCAAGUGGGUGGCGCUGAGUUAUGUCUGGGGCCAGCGAGAGUUCAAGGUGUUGAAGGGGACUUCGCUGGAAUCACUGCGAUGCCCGGGUGCCUUGGACCCUUCGUGGAUACCUGAUACCAUUUUGGACGCCAUCACCGUCACACGCAUGAUAGGUGAGAAAUACCUCUGGACCGACAGUCUUUGCAUCAUUCAAGACUCGCCCCAAGACAAAGCAACCUUCAUUCCCCUCAUGGACGUCAUAUACGGGCUCGCUACGUUAACAAUCGUCGCCCUCUCCGGAGAAGGCGCAUACGAUGGACUUCCAGGAGUUCGCGCCUCGUCUCGACCCUCGGCAGAAGGACCGUUCUUCGUAAAUGGGGUGUGGCUGCAGAAAGCCCCGCCUCCGGACGGGUUGGGCUUCACGCCAGCAGAUCGUAACCGAAGCAAGUACAUGACACGAGGAUGGACUUUCCAGGAGAUACUGCUAUCCCGCCGGCUUCUGAUAUUUACCCCAGAGGUGGUGUUUUGGGAGUGUCAAUCGGCCACAUGGCGCGAAGACGCCAAUUGGGAAAUUCUAGAUCCCGUGAACCGUGGCCUCACCCUCUUUCGCAACAGCGUUUUCAAUUUUGACCACGAGGGAAUCCAUGUUCCGAACGCUGAUCCAGAAUCGUUCAACCGGAUGUAUCAGAGCUUGAUGUCCGACUACGGUAACAGGGAAUUGACUUACGAUGGAGACGCCCUAGGCGCCAUUGAGGGAAUUUUAGCCUCCAUUCAGCUCACUAGCGGCUUCGGCUUCACCUGGGCUCUGCCGAAGUCAUUUCUUAACCACAAUGUCAGCAGUGUUCGCAGGCGCAAAGCAACUUAUACAAUAGCCACCAAACAUGAUACGAUACAGGUCCCGUACCCGAGCUGGUCCUGGAUUGGCUGGAUAGGCCCAAACUUGUUCGACGACUUGUUUGGCAGUCUGGCGGGGGAGCACGUCGGUCUGGAGUUUUACAUGCUGGACAGCGAGAAGGACCGGCUCGUCCUUAUUGAACAGAACCAGUCUUUCGUCAAGAUGGAGAGCGGCAACGAAUCCCACCGCAUGGCGCUGCAUACGUGGAAAGAAAAUCCCAUUCGUGAGGUGUCCAUGGAGCACGUCCCAUCAUCUCUCCUCGUUCCGGAGUUGAGACCAGUACUUUUGAUCUUCUGGACUAGUUGCUGCACCUUGCUUUUAGACCCGACUGUGGCAAGGUUGAAUGUACGCCAGAAAGAGAGAGAACGAGACGAUAAGGGGGGACGAAACGAAGAAGGAGAGCGUUGCGAUGGGGAAUACGAUGAAGAGUACGAGGACGAAAGCGAGGACGAAGACGAAGAAGUGUCCAACAGAGUCCACUUGUUAAGGGAUCAUAGAGGGAACACCAUGACGGCAGUGUGGGAUCAUCCCAAUCACAUGGCGACUGCAUCUGACGAAGCAGAGUUGAUAGUUGUCGGACGAAAUAGUUUUGGAUCUCGCAAUGAGUUGGUUGCUUAUAUGGUCGAGAAGCAGCCUUCAGGCGCGAGGAUCCGAGUAGGAGGUGCUAUCGUGGCCGAGGAGGAGUGGAAUGCUUUGGCCGGCAGAAGAUGGGAGCUAGUCUUUCUGAUAUAG